AUGGUGACUGAUAAAUCGAGCGUUACAGAGGAGCGCGACGAGGAAUAUUGGGAAUCUCGAAAAACUGAAAUUGCUUCAGAAAUGAUGACUCGACUGAAUAAUAUGGCGAAUAAUCAAGACCCUUUAUUUAAAUAUUGCAGUGAUUGGUUAAUAGCGAGAAGCCGACGCUUGUUUAAAAUUGGACGUCAGCGUGUUGAGUCAGAAGAGUGUGAACCUUCAUGCUCAUCUUCAUACGUCCGCAUUCCGAUUAGUGCUGAGAAAGAGUUUGUUUUUUUUAAAUUAUUUGAAUGGCAACUUAACCAUGCCAGUCAAUGA
Meloidogyne enterolobii is the source of this 315-nucleotide messenger RNA. The record is from the annotation of a GenBank genome assembly. Lineage: Eukaryota; Metazoa; Nematoda; Chromadorea; Rhabditida; Meloidogynidae.